AUGUCGUUUUCGAGGAGCUGUUACAACUGUGGACGUCCUGGUCAUACGAGUGCUGCGUGCCCGUCAGCAGGUACUCCUACUUGCUACAAUUGCGGACAACAGGGUCACGUCUCGGUAGUGUGCACGAAUCAGACGGUGCCGAAGACGUGUUUCCGCUGCAAUGAAUCCGGGCAUGUGUCGCGUGAUUGCCCUCGCGCUGAAGCCCAAGGACCUGGUGCUGGCGGUGAGUGCUACCGCUGUGGUGAGUCAGGACACAUUGCGCGCAUGUGCCCCAUGGGCGGCGGUGCCCCGGCAUCGCGUGGUAGCUCUCGCUCUUGUUACAACUGCGGUGGCAUCGGCCACUUCUCGCGCGAGUGUUCGUCGGCACCUGGCGCGUCAGCAUCCGCUGGCACCAAAUGCUACAAUUGCGGCAACAUGGGCCACAUGUCGCGAAACUGCCCCCGUCCUCCGCAACAUUCGUGCUACACUUGUGGCGCCGAGGACCACAUCGCUGCCCAAUGUCCUCAGGCUGCAGUGUGA
This is a messenger RNA of Malassezia restricta, 519 nucleotides long. RefSeq names its product cellular nucleic acid-binding protein. The coding region runs from base 1 to 519 and encodes 172 amino acids. Gene Ontology annotation, biological process: positive regulation of cytoplasmic translation. Gene Ontology annotation, cellular component: cytoplasm. Gene Ontology annotation, molecular function: translation regulator activity; mRNA binding; single-stranded RNA binding. Lineage: Eukaryota; Fungi; Basidiomycota; Malasseziomycetes; Malasseziales; Malasseziaceae. The record is from RefSeq and is a predicted model, not a curated record. The transcript has 4 exons.